Messenger RNA from Pocillopora meandrina, 1630 nucleotides. The record is from the annotation of a GenBank genome assembly. NCBI's taxonomy places the organism in Eukaryota, Metazoa, Cnidaria, Anthozoa, Scleractinia, Pocilloporidae.
UCUUGAAUCCUGAGUGUUUGUUGAUAGAGGUUUUGCUGAAAAAAGGUGGCAGACUUGUGUUUUCCUCAUCCCACGAGGAGGUGAGAGUUAACUUGUAGGCUUAAGAAAGAUCUGUAAUACCUCGUAAUUAUCCUAUUUAGCUCUGAAUAUCUAUAAUAGCCUGAAACAUCCAAAACCACCUUGAGUUCUCAGUAUCCUAAUUCCUUUUCUGGCAUGGUCCUUUGCAAAUCUUAUUCGCUGCUCUACUGCGACAAAUAAUCUUUUUUGAAUCGUUGAUACACAUGUAAUUUAUGUAGUUUAUUCUUCUUGCUUUAUUUUUGAUGAAUUUUCUUAUAUUUCAGCAAAGAUUUCAAGAUGUCUGAAAAGUACAUGACGAGGUUUGAUGAGAGGAUGAAAUCUCCAACAUUUGAUGAAAUCGACCGCAGCGAUCCUGUGGCAUUUCAUAAUGCCCGAGAGCGUUGGGCUUUAGAAAGACUUAUUGAAUUGGAAACCGUGAAGAUAUACCAAGAAAGAGUCAAGGAAUGUUACAGAAGAGAAGAAGUCAAUGCCAAACAAUACUGCAGAAAAGAAGUAAAUGACUACAGAAAAUAUUACAACGAGUACAAGAAAAAAGGUAUAUUAAUCUAAAUUUUUGAUAAAUGAGAUGUUUGAUUUAGUCAAAAUUUCGGAAAUGAAAUGGUACACUUUUCUAUUUAAAUACAUGGCAUGUGACCUACAAGAUCAAUUAAAAGUGGAUGUCCUCAAUCAAAUGAAAUAAAUACUCCUGUGAAUGAAAUACAACAAAAAGAGGGAUGCUUUAGGUAGGCUGCAAUUAAAGAAAUCACAGAAAAGAAGCUGAAAAAUUGAGGUUGAUAUCUUGAUAACAACCUUAAAAGAAAAAUACAAUUUGAAUUUAGGUAGAAUGGAAUUGGCCAUUGGGAAACUUGUGCAGGACAAUUUAUGCAAUAAUGCAUUCAGUGAGCAAGACAAAGAAUUAAAUAUUUUAAAUAGAUGGUAUGGAAGGCUAGAUUGCUUCAUUAUCACAUCAAAGACAAGAAAUCAAUACUUUUCUUCCAAUUAACUCUACAGAAUCAAAACUACUUAACAAAUAAACCAUACUCUCCCUAUGUCACAUUUCCUUUUUAUAACAUGCAACUACACUUUCAUUUUCUUUUAACUAAAUGAACUUGGUUAAUCUUAAUUAAAUAACAAUUUGGAAUCCAUAAAACAUGAUUUAACGUUACUGUCAGUCUACAUCAAUAAUAAAGAUGUGUGCAGCAAAGGGAAGUAAAGAAAUGAAGUGACCUUGGAUGUUUGUUUAUCUCCUAUUACAGCUUGGUUUCACACUGAAGGUGGUGACUGGACCAAAUAUAAAGUGGAGAUCAGUGGAGAAUGACAUUUUAUAAUUGCUCACAUACUGAUGGUAAUGAUGCUCUGUAAUGUGUGAUAUCUUUUUAGUUCCUUGAAUGGAGAAGAAGUGAUUUUUGAAGUCUUCUGUACACCUUCCUCUUCUGUGUUUGCACUGUUUUCCAUUUUUCCAGGCAAUUUGGUUGUAUUGUAAAUUGUAUACAUUAAGGGUGAUGAAUAUUUUCACAAGGUAAAUUUAACCUGUUCAGAUCCAUGAACCAGUACACACUGUUGUCAGUGUACC